GCUCAUUGUCAGGAGAGUUGCAGUGCGAGCAGGAGGGAGAGAACACUUGUACAGGUACAACAGCAGCAGCUGCAGGAGCACCACCACCACAGCAUCACAGAAAACACACUCAACUGAGAGAAGAUGGAAACCGAUAGAGUGAGAUUCUCUCCAGGAAGAAGUCCUCCUCUGGGAGAUGAGCUCAGGCAACCGCCCCAGCACAGUUUCUACCUAAGUCCAACUCCGCUCUAUAUGAAACCCCCAAAGUUCUCCCCUCCCAGCUACCCCAGCAUCUCACCCUCCAGGGACGCCUACAGGAUGUUCAGCUCACCCGCUUUCUUUCCCUUACUUGGCUCUGGGUACGCUCCAAAGGAGGGAUCCCAAAAACGCAAAAGAACUCCUUUCAAAAUGGACGCCCCAGGAGGUGAAUCUCCUGACAGAGGCGAGGAGGAGGCAGGAGAGAGCGGCAGUAAGAAGGCAGUCGACCUCUCCCACAUCCCCUUGUCUUUCCCCCUUCGCCCCAUUCCUUCCCCAGCUCCAAAGCCCCACCCUGGCAUGAUCGAGCUCCACAGACUGCAGCUUCACCAGCGAUCGCCGGGUAUGACUCUACCUGUGCAGGUGAAACAGGAGCCUCUCAGUCCUUCCCCAGUUUGGCCUCCCUCUCCUCUCCUUUUCCAUCCUCCUUUCUUCCCACCUCUCCACCACAGCCUCCUCCCUUACCCCUUCUUCAUGCCCGGCCCUGUCAUGCACCUCUCCCCCGCUGCUUUCUACCCCAGAGAGGGCUUCCGACCCGGUCAUCGUACCCGGGACCGAGCUCCUCGAGGCGGGGCGACCAGCGCUGAGAAGCUCGGGUUGGACGUCCACGUGGAUGACAGCUACUAUGUGGAUGUCGGAGGCGACCAGAAGCGAUGGAAGUGUCGCAUGUGUGACAAGUCGUACACGUCCAAGUACAACCUGGUCACGCACAUCCUGGGCCACAAUGGCAUCAAGCCGCACGGAUGCCACCUGUGUGGGAAGCUCUUCAAGCAGCUGAGUCACCUGCACACUCACCUGCUCACGCAUCAGGGCAUGAGGCCCCACAAGUGCCAGGUGUGCCACAAGGCCUUCACCCAGACCAGCCACCUGAAGAGGCACAUGAUGCAGCACAGCGACGUGAAGCCAUACAGCUGCGGCGUGUGUGGCCGAGGCUUCGCUUACCCCAGCGAGCUGCGAGCCCACGAGCUGAAGCACGAGAAGGGUCAGGAGAACGUGUGCGUGGAGUGUGGUCUGGACUUUCCCACACUCGCUCAGCUGAAGAGGCACCUGACCGCCCACCGGGGACCCACCCUGUACAGGUGCGCAGAGUGCCAGAAGACUUUCCAGUAUCCCAGUCAGCUGCAGAACCACAUGAUGAAACACAAAGACAUCCGACCACACAUCUGCAGCGAGUGUGGGAUGGAGUUCAUCCAGUCGCACCACCUGAAACAGCACACUCUCACUCACAAAGGCGUGAAAGAGCAUAAGUGUCGCAUCUGUGGUCGUGAGUUUACCCUGUUGGCCAACAUGAAGCGCCACGUCCUCAUCCACACCAACAUUCGGGCCUACCAGUGCCACAUGUGCUUCAAGAGCUUCGUCCAAAAACAGACUCUCAAGGCUCACAUGAUCGUCCACUCGGACAUCAAGCCCUAUAAGUGCAAGCUUUGUGGAAAGGAGUUCAACAGGAUGCAUAAUCUGAUGGGCCACAUGCAUCUGCACUCAGACAGCAAACCCUUUAAAUGCCUUUACUGCCCGAGCAAGUUCACGCUGAAGGGAAACCUCACCAGACACAUGAAGGUCAAACAUGGCGUCAUGGACAGAGGGCUGAAUGAAAGAUUGUUUAGGCAAAGGGGCCGUUUCUGCCUGACCGCUCCGAUGGGCCUCCUCACCCACCUCAGCCAAGAGGAGCCGUUUGACCUUUCCCAGAAGCCGCCGGGCCUUCCCAGCCUCCGUCUCGCCCAGUCUGAUGGCGAGAGCGUCCCGGGGAGCUCGUGUCAGGAGGAGGAGGAUGAAGAUAGCUUGUACAGAAGGAGCCAGUACAGCCCGGAGGUGCACCAACACGAGGCUGCAGGCGAGGAGCAGUACAGCCCUAAGCUGGAGGAGAGAGGAGAGGGAUCUCCAGACGAGAAAAAGACAUAUCAGCAAAGUUUGACUCAUGACACUGGGGCUGCAGCAGAAGAACAAGAAGCAUCUGUGGAUCCCAGAGGUGGCCAGGUCCGACUCCUGCAGUCAGAAACCUCCUUAGACUCUGAUUCAGAGCCAGGUGAAGAGGAGGAGGAGGAGGAGGAGGAGGAGGAGGAGGAGGAGGAGGAGGAGGAGGAGGAGGAGGUGGAGGCGUACCACCAUGACGCACGCCACAGACAGUCGUAUGACUCAGAGAUGGAAGAUCUUCACCAAGAGUUAGAUGAGCCAGAGCAAAGAAAACAACAGUUCAAUGUGGCAGAGAGAAACCAGAGCAGUGUGAAGGCAGGUGAAUUUAUAAGCGCAGAGGAUGAAGAGGAGCAGAGAGAAUGAGGAAAAGAAGAGGAAGAAUUAGAGGAAGAUGCAGGUUUUGAGGGACGCUGAUGUUUUAGACAGGAUGUUUAGGAGACACUCCCCAUAGAGAGAGAGGAAAGUGAGUAGGUCUCUUAAUAUAACCUCAAAAAAUAAAGCUCUGAACUGGAAGGGAAAUGUGAACAUAUCAUGUUUAUUAACAGAGAAAAUAAGUGAAAUACAAAAGCUGUGAAUCAAACUGCAUGUAGAGAACAUAUCACGUAGCAGAAGGUUGAGUGGAACCUUGUGAUUAGGACGUAGCUUUCAAUGAAUAAAACGCAUUAAGAUAUUUAAUAUUGUUGUUUUUUACAAAUAUUUUUGCAGUGUUAACACAAAUACGCAAUUUUGAUUAAACUUUAACUUAAUUUGUAUGUAAAUAUGAGAUACUAAAAUCUAACGACUAGGUUUAUUUGGGGGGAAAUGAACUCAUCACAUUCUAUAUGACAAAGGUUGAUGAAAUAAACUGUGAUUUUAUUUUAUGUCUAACGUUUAGAUUUUUUUUCUACAUAACUUUGCUAGUUUUUGAGAAUGGCUGUGUUUUUAAUGUACGACAGUGAUGAUAAGUGAUUA
This is a messenger RNA of Limanda limanda (common dab), 3096 nucleotides long. RefSeq names its product zinc finger protein 366 (gene znf366). The transcript has 7 exons. NCBI's taxonomy places the organism in Eukaryota, Metazoa, Chordata, Actinopteri, Pleuronectiformes, Pleuronectidae. The record is from RefSeq and is a predicted model, not a curated record. Bases 124 to 2508 code for a protein of 794 amino acids.